AUGGCCGUACCAAAAGACUGGGGAGAUGGUAUUGUUAGUCCAGUCAAAGAACAGGGCAAAUGUGGAUCUUGCUGGACUUUUAGUACGACCGGAGCUCUUGAGGCGGCUUAUCAUCAAGCAUUUGGAAAAGGAAUAUCACUCUCUGAGAAACAGCUUGUGGACUGUGCUGGAGAUUUCAACAACUUUGGCUGCAAUGGUGGCCUUCCUUCCCAAGCCUUUGAAUACAUCAAAUCCAACGGUGGCCUUGACACAGAGGAAGCUUAUCCUUACACAGCUAAAAACGGAACCUGCAAAUAUUCAGCUGAAAACGUCGGUGUACAAGUCCUCGACUCUGUCAACAUUACAAUGGGUGCUGAAGAUGAACUGAAGCAUGCGAUUGGAUUAAUUGGUGCGACCAGUAAGCAUAGCAUUCCAGGUUAUCUUAUACCCACUUGCAUUUGUCUUAGAAAAAGUGACAUCUUGUACGUAGGUAUCCUCCUGAAGCAGAGCAUGGUGACUCCCGGAGCUGAGUCUAAGGACAGAGCUACUCCUGAACAAGUUGCCUCCUACACCCUUAAGCUCCUCCGCAACAGAAUCCCUCCAGCCAUCCUUGGAAUCAUGGCAAGCUCUAUUGGAUUUCAAAAUGAGUUUCUUUUCUUUUUUAAUUUAAUGAGGAAAACCUAGAUCUUGGUUGCUUGAGGUAAAAGUUAAGUU
This is a messenger RNA of Raphanus sativus (radish), 693 nucleotides long. Its product is annotated as thiol protease aleurain-like. The coding region runs from base 1 to 663 and encodes 220 amino acids. The record is from RefSeq and is a predicted model, not a curated record. Gene Ontology annotation, molecular function: fructose-bisphosphate aldolase activity; cysteine-type endopeptidase activity. Gene Ontology annotation, cellular component: lysosome. The transcript has 4 exons. Gene Ontology annotation, biological process: immune response; glycolytic process. Lineage: Eukaryota; Viridiplantae; Streptophyta; Magnoliopsida; Brassicales; Brassicaceae.